ACAGCAGCCCGGCGUGGGGGUCUGUGCCCAGGACUGAGAGCACUAAGAAUGGCUCCCAGUAACACACUUAUGAUCCACAUGGAAGACAAACUGCUGCCAAAAGAAAAGAAUAAACUGAGGAAGCCGGUGGUGGAGAAAAUGCGCCGUGACCGGAUCAACAGCAGCAUCGAGCAGCUGAAACUGCUCCUGGAGAAGGAGUUUCAGAGACACCAGCCCAACUCUAAGCUGGAGAAAGCCGACAUCCUGGAAGUGGCUGUCAGCUACCUGAAGCAGCAGAGCCAGCAGGACCAAACAUUCCUUCACAAGAAUCGAGAGCAGGACUUUAACAGUGGAUACCUGCGGUGCCUGAAGGAAGCUAUGCAUUUUCUGUCCUACUAUGAACCCAAGAAGGAAACUCAGGUGCAGCUAAUCAAGCAUUUCUGCAAAGCCCAGAUGGGUGCAGAUGUCAUGUACUCUCCUGCUCUGCGCAGUCCACCUCUGUCGCCCCGUCUGCCUGCCAGAAAGCAACCUGCCCAGAAGACUGUGGCUG
Molecule: messenger RNA, 529 nt
Organism: Phaethon lepturus (White-tailed tropicbird)
Lineage: Eukaryota; Metazoa; Chordata; Aves; Phaethontiformes; Phaethontidae
Product: transcription factor HES-5-like
Exons: 3
Biological process (GO): regulation of neurogenesis; regulation of transcription by RNA polymerase II; anterior/posterior pattern specification
Cellular component (GO): nucleus
Molecular function (GO): RNA polymerase II cis-regulatory region sequence-specific DNA binding; DNA-binding transcription factor activity, RNA polymerase II-specific; protein dimerization activity
Source: RefSeq, a predicted model, not a curated record